Marasmius oreades (fairy-ring Marasmius) is the source of this 585-nucleotide messenger RNA. RefSeq lists its product as uncharacterized. The transcript has 6 exons. The coding region runs from base 1 to 549 and encodes 182 amino acids. NCBI's taxonomy places the organism in Eukaryota, Fungi, Basidiomycota, Agaricomycetes, Agaricales, Marasmiaceae. The record is from RefSeq and is a predicted model, not a curated record. Gene Ontology annotation, cellular component: plasma membrane; cytoplasm. Gene Ontology annotation, molecular function: GTP binding; GTPase activity. Gene Ontology annotation, biological process: vesicle-mediated transport; intracellular protein transport.
AUGGGUAUGCUUUUCUCGCACAUGCUUGAAAGGGUCCUUGGCAAGAAGGAGAUGCGAAUCCUUAUGGUCGGUCUCGAUGCCGCUGGUAAGACCACCAUACUUUAUAAGCUUAAGCUCGGGGAAAUCGUUACGACUAUUCCGACAAUUGGUUUCAACGUCGAAACUGUCGAAUACAAGAACAUUUCCUUCACCGUGUGGGACGUCGGAGGUCAGGACAAGAUCCGACCACUCUGGAGGCAUUAUUUCCAAAAUACUCAGGGCAUCAUUUUCGUCGUUGACUCUAAUGAUAGAGAACGUGUGUCUGAGGCAAGGGAGGAAUUGCAGAGGAUGCUAAACGAAGACGAGCUCCGUGACGCACUUUUGCUCGUCUUCGCCAAUAAACAGGAUCUACCGAACGCUAUGAAUGCCGCCGAGAUCACUGAUAAGCUUGGACUACAUGGAUUGAGACAAAGAACUUGGUACAUUCAGGCUGCAUGCGCCACCUCCGGGGACGGUCUUUACGAGGGACUCGAAUGGAUGAGCACAAAUGUCAGCUCACGUAAAGCCUGAUUAGUACACGACCUUGCACGACCCCCGAAAACGCAC